Molecule: messenger RNA, 1056 nt
Organism: Cylindrotheca closterium
Lineage: Eukaryota; Bacillariophyta; Bacillariophyceae; Bacillariales; Bacillariaceae
Source: the annotation of a GenBank genome assembly
AUGGUGAAGAAGAAGCCAGACGCCUCGUUAAAGGGCAAAAAGCCUAUGAAUACGGCCAAGGCCGGGAAAACUACUGUUAUCACCCGGAACCCUGGACACAUCACGAAUCGACUGAAGCGUAGUGAAAUGUAUGGGAAAUACCUGCAACAAAAACGAAAAUCAAAGCAAGAAGAGAGAAAACAAAGAAUCAGGGACGCUGAGGCCCUAGGUGAAGACGCCCAAGUAAAGAAGGCAGUCCCCAAAACUUUGGACAACACUCGAGAAAUCGAACCUACUCUUGUUAAGCAAGACCCAGAAGUAUUUGCAGAUGAAGCAGACGACGAGUUUGCAAGAUACUUUCAGUCGGAAACUCCUCCCAAGGUCUUGGUGACGACACGCCCGCGACCAUCCAGACACCUCUUUUGGUUCAUUGCUGAUUUGCAACGUCUGAUCCCUGCUUUGCAUUUCUAUCCUCGAAAACACUACUCUCUGAAAGAAAUCUGCAGUUUUGCACAGAACCGAGGCUUUUCACACUUAAUUGUUCUUGGGGAGAAUGCCAAACAUUGCAAUGGAAUGACAAUCUCUCACUUGGGGUCGGGAGACGGACUUGUUGGACCUACUGCAUUCUUCAAGGUUUCCAACGUUGUUACUUCGCAGAAUAUUCCAAACCACGGUGCCUCCACUAAACACAUCCCAGAAUUGAACCUGCACGGAUUUGGAACUCGUCUUGGUCACAGGAUAGGGCGACUGUUGGGGAGUAUUUUCCCUCAUGAUGCAGAAUUUGUUGGACGACAGGUUGCUACCUUUCACAAUCAACGUGAUUAUAUCUUUGUGAGGCAUCAUCGUUAUGUGUUUGAAGAAAAGAAGAAGAAUGAGAAGAAAAAGAAGGACGACGAACCAGAGAAAAAACUAGAAUUGAAGGAUCGAGUCAAGGCCAGGCUGCAAGAGUUGGGGCCACGAUUUACUUUAAAACUACGGUGGCUCCAAGAGGGUACAUUCGAUACACAGUUUGGAGAGUACGAGUGGAUUCACAAGCGAAAGGAAAUGGACACCACGAGAAGGCGUUUCCAUUUAUAA